Messenger RNA from Brachypodium distachyon (stiff brome), 4129 nucleotides. Its product is annotated as calcium-transporting ATPase 5, plasma membrane-type. Bases 317 to 3589 code for a protein of 1090 amino acids. The transcript is spliced from 35 exons. Gene Ontology annotation, molecular function: calmodulin binding; ATP binding; P-type calcium transporter activity. Gene Ontology annotation, cellular component: membrane; intracellular membrane-bounded organelle. Gene Ontology annotation, biological process: calcium ion transmembrane transport. Lineage: Eukaryota; Viridiplantae; Streptophyta; Magnoliopsida; Poales; Poaceae. The record is from RefSeq and is a predicted model, not a curated record.
AUGCCCUGGAAGCUACGCAACAGAACGGAAAAAAGGAAGCAGACGAAAUCAAGGGCGUGAAGCGGGAAAAGGGGCAAGGAAGCAACGCGGAAGGAGACAAAAGCCCAGCCAAGCCAAGCGCCUCAAUUCGCCGCACACGCUCGCUUCGUUUCCUCCGCCGCGCGGCUCCUCCCCUACCACUGCUAGCCCCGCCGCCGUCUCCGGCUAGGUUUCGCUCUCACCUGCGCGCGCGCGGCGCGGCGGCGGCGCCCGCCUCGAGAUUCGGGGGCGCGGCGGCCGCGUUUGGUGUCAUCUCUCCUGAACAGCGGCGGCCGCGAUGCCCACGGGCGUGCAGGCGCCCGAGGCGUCGCCCGGGCGGUACCAGCGGCACCGCGACGAGGUGCCCGACGACGUGGGGUGCGAAGACGUGCUCGGCAUCGACUUGGAACCGGUGGCCGACCCCUUCGACAUCCCUGCCAAGCGCGCGCCCGUCGAGCGGCUACGGCGGUGGAGGCAAGCUGCACUUGUGCUCAAUGCUUCUCGGCGAUUCAGAUAUACACUUGACCUGAAAAAGGAGGAAGAAAAGGAACAAAUAAGGAGGAAGAUCAGGGCUCAUGCUCAAGUCAUACGGGCUGCAUUACUUUUCAAGGAAGCGGGAGAAAAGCAGAAUGGUGAGAUGGAAUUAUCAGAAAUGCCCUCCCAGGGAUUUAGAAUUAGAGCGGAUCAACUUACAGCCAUGACAAGGGAUCAUAAUUAUUCUGCCCUGCAAGAAUAUGGAGGGGUUAACGGGCUCACAAAAUUACUGAAAACAAACCCAGAGAAGGGAGUCCAUGGAGAUGAAGCAGAUUUGUCAUGCAGGUUGGGUGCUUUUGGGGCUAACAGAUAUCCUCGCAAGAAAGGAAGAAGCUUUUGGGUUUUUCUCUGGGAGGCCUGUCAGGAUUUGACACUGGCUAUCCUUAUCGUAGCUGCUGUCAUUUCUCUUGUAUUGGGUAUCGCAACAGAGGGCAUCAAGGAAGGAUGGUAUGAUGGUGCAAGUAUUGCAUUUGCUGUCUUUCUCGUGAUACUUGUUACUGCUGUCAGUGAUUACAAACAGUCCCUGCAGUUCCAACACCUCAAUGAGGAGAAACAGAAUAUCCAAGUGGAGGUUAUUAGGGGCGGUAGAAGGAUUCAAGUGUCAAUCUUUGAUAUCGUGGUUGGUGAUGUUGUUGCUCUAAAAAUUGGUGAUCAGGUUCCAGCUGAUGGUGUUUUAAUUAGUGGCCAUUCUCUUGCCAUUGAUGAAUCCAGUAUGACUGGGGAAAGCAAAAUUGUCUUUAAGGAUCAGAAGUCGCCUUUUCUGAUGGGAGGAUGCAAGGUAGCUGAUGGUUAUGGUACCAUGUUGGUAACUGCAGUUGGUCUAAACACUGAAUGGGGCUUACUAAUGGCAAGCAUUUCAGAAGAAAAUAAUGAAGAGACUCCAUUACAGGUGCGGUUGAAUGGAGUAGCAACAUUCAUAGGCAUUGUGGGUCUUGUUGUUGCUGCAAUGGUCCUUGUAGUCCUUUUUGCAAGGUAUUUUACAGGACAUACUACAAACCCAGACGGUUCUGUUCAGUUUGUUAAGGGGCGCACAGGUGUGAAAUCUAUAAUAUUCGGAGUGAUAAAGAUACUAACUGUUGCGGUGACCAUUAUUGUCGUCGCUGUACCUGAGGGACUACCGCUGGCCGUAACACUGACCCUGGCUUAUUCAAUGCGGAAAAUGAUGGCAGACAAAGCACUGGUGAGGAGGCUUUCGGCUUGUGAAACGAUGGGUUCUGCUACAACAAUUUGUAGUGACAAGACCGGUACAUUAACGCUCAACCAGAUGACGGUGGUGCGGUCAAUAGUUGCGGGAAUAGAGUUGCAACCUGUGGCUGCUGUUGAGAAGUUGUCACCUACAGUUACCUCUGUUGUACUUGAAGGAAUUGCACAAAAUACUUCAGGCAGUGUGUUUGAGCCAGAGGUGACGUCACAGGAUGAUAAUACUGUUGAGGUAACAGGCUCACCAACUGAAAAGGCGAUCCUUUCUUGGGGUCUUGAGCUUCAUAUGAAAUUCGCGGAGGAGAGAUCAAAAUCUGCUAUCAUUCAUGUUUCUCCAUUCAACUCAGAAAAAAAGCGUGGCGGAGUUGCAGUGAUUACGAGAGAUUCAGAUGUUCAUGUGCACUGGAAAGGAGCAGCUGAAAUAGUUCUUGCCUUGUGUACAAAUUGGCUUAAUGUAGAUGGCUCAACCCAUAAAAUGACACCUGAUAAGGCUAAUCAAUUCAAGAAAUACAUAGAAGAUAUGGCCGAGCAAAGUCUUCGUUGUGUUGCUUUUGCUUAUAGAAAUCUGGAUCUGAAGGAUGUUCCAAGUGAGGAGCAAAGAACUAACUGGCAGGUGCCAGAUAAUGACCUGACUCUCAUUGCAAUUGUGGGGAUGAAGGAUCCUUGUCGCCCUGGAGUUAGAGAUGCUGUUGAGCUGUGCACCAAUUCUGGUGUUAAGGUACGCAUGGUAACUGGAGAUAAUCUGCAGACAGCUAGAGCAAUAGCACUGGAGUGUGGAAUACUCACUGACCCGCAUGCUUCUGCACCAGUUAUAAUAGAGGGAAGAGUUUUUCGAGAGUAUGGCGACGCUGAUAGGGAGGCAAUUGCCGACAAAAUUUCUGUGAUGGGAAGAUCCUCUCCGAAUGAUAAGCUUCUCCUUGUAAAAGCACUGAAGAAGAAUGGCCAUGUUGUUGCUGUUACUGGUGAUGGGACAAAUGAUGCUCCUGCAUUGCACGAGGCAGAUAUUGGUCUUUCUAUGGGCAUCCAAGGAACAGAAGUAGCUAAAGAGAGCUCGGACAUAAUUAUUCUGGAUGACAAUUUUGCUUCGGUCGUGAAGGUGGUCCGCUGGGGUCGAUCGGUUUAUGCCAAUAUCCAAAAGUUUAUUCAAUUCCAGCUUACUGUAAAUGUUGCGGCUCUUAUAAUCAAUGUGGUUGCUGCUAUUUCCUCGGGCAAUGUUCCUCUAAAUGCUGUUCAGCUUCUCUGGGUUAAUCUCAUAAUGGACACACUUGGUGCACUUGCUUUGGCUACUGAACCACCAACGGACCAGCUUAUGAAGCGGACGCCUGUUGGACGGAGAGAACCUCUUGUGACCAAUAUUAUGUGGAGAAACUUGUUCAUUCAGGCUGCCUAUCAAGUUGCUGUUCUUCUGACCCUCAACUUUAGGGGCCGAAAUCUUUUGCACUUGACUCAAGAUACCCUUGAACACUCCAGUAAAGUGAAAAAUUCAUUUAUAUUCAACACAUUUGUCCUGUGCCAGGUGUUUAACGAGUUCAAUUCUCGUAAACCAGAAGAACUGAAUAUAUUUGAAGGAGUUUCAAGAAACCAUCUUUUUUUGGCCGUUGUGAGCAUAACCGUUGUGAUGCAGGUGGUCAUUAUUGAGUUCCUAGGAAAAUUUACAUCAACAGUGAAACUUACUUGGGAGCUUUGGCUUGUUUCUCUAGCUAUUGCUUUUGUUAGCUGGCCGUUGGCUUUUGUUGGCAAGUUCAUUCCAGUUCCCAAGACUCCAUUGAAGAAUUUGAUCCUAAAGUGUUGGCCUAAAUGGAAGAAGCAAGGUGAAGGACCGGCUCCACCAGUGUGAAACUCCAAGCGGGUCAAAGAUUAUCAACUAUCUCGAAUUAUAGUCCUGCCGUCCUGGUGCACAUAGAUGCCUGUAUAAAUUGGACUGCUGACUUCUCCUAACGAUGCUACUAGCUUUUAGCCUGACUAAAUAUUCUUGAGGUUGCAGUCAAUGCAAGUGAGGUUCUUCAUCCUUACCGCUCUUGAUCCGAGGUUAAUUUGAAGCCGAUGUGAACAAAAUGCGGUAUUCACUAGCCUAACAAAGGUCAGCUAUACAACCAGUUUGGAAGCUCGCUAGUGAACAGUUCUGUUGGACAUGAGUGAAGUGUAUAUUCUAGGUUUCUUUUCUUAUGUUGAGGUCCUCUAGAAUUUUGUCCUAGCUACAAUAUUUGAAACAGAGGGAGUAGAUUCUUGUGAAGAGUUGGUUUGGGCUUUCUUUUGGGUGCUAAUGAGUUGUGGUUGUAGCAUGAACCUGCGUCAGAUUUUAUUGUUUGCUGACUGGGGUGAGAUCACUCGCUUGUUUACGUGCUAAUUUAAACGGAACUGGCCAGUGACGUACCAA